Penicillium paradoxum is the source of this 414-nucleotide messenger RNA. RefSeq names its product mitochondrial 54S ribosomal protein mL43. NCBI's taxonomy places the organism in Eukaryota, Fungi, Ascomycota, Eurotiomycetes, Eurotiales, Aspergillaceae. The record is from RefSeq and is a predicted model, not a curated record. Gene Ontology annotation, cellular component: mitochondrial large ribosomal subunit. The transcript has 3 exons. Gene Ontology annotation, molecular function: structural constituent of ribosome. Bases 1 to 414 code for a protein of 137 amino acids. Gene Ontology annotation, biological process: mitochondrial translation.
AUGCCUCUGCGUGGAAUCAGAACAACAACAGCAGCCAGGAACGGCGCCGGUGCCUUUAUCCUACAAUGCAAACGCCUUGACUUCCACUACUGCAACUCGGCAGGUAGCUCAAGGGGCAUGGUCGCUUUCCUGCAGAAGACCCUCCCCACCUUCGCCCGCGAAAACCCUCAGAUUGAGAUCCGUGUGUCUCCCCGACCCCAAAAGCACCCUCUGAUCAAGGGCCUCUACAUCAAUGGCCGUGAGAAGCCCGUGUGUGUACGGAAUCUUGAACCACAUGAGAUCCUGAAGAAGGCCAUCCUUCUUAAGGAAGCCAGCGGAGAGAAGUUGAAGCGAACCAAGAAGCCGAUCACAAGUUUGAACGAGAGUGUGCGUGGUAUCUGGUCACCAUAUCACGGAGAUUUGCGGGGUGUCUAG